Molecule: messenger RNA, 1977 nt
Organism: Laccaria bicolor S238N-H82
Lineage: Eukaryota; Fungi; Basidiomycota; Agaricomycetes; Agaricales; Hydnangiaceae
Exons: 8
Coding region: 1-1899 (632 amino acids)
Source: RefSeq, a predicted model, not a curated record
AUGGCUAACAACCGCAUGACUUACCUACGAACCGUCUUCAUCGUUUUCUUUCUCCUCAUGGCUCAAUUGACGUUCGCGGAACGCGUCCGUGUCAUGCGCCGCGACGCUAUGAUGAAGGCUCCCUUCAAGCGCGACCUGCCGGGACCCAAUGCUAACAUUGGUCGGGAUCUGAAGACCAACGCUGCCCGCAUGGCUGCUGGAUUGCCUCCUCUCGCACCGAGGUCGCUUUAUCCGUCGCCUACUAAAGGCAUGUUUGGAUCACAGUGGUCGGCACUGAAGGCUGAUUGUCUACUCACCUAUUUUAGACCGCCGAACCCCCAAACCAUCUGGCAAGGGACUCCCUCGUCAGGAAUUGACCCUAAGUUUGAGAAUCACUUUGCAGCGUUAGAAAACCGCGCAGUGCGAUGUAGCGCGCGCCCAGAGAGCAUAGUAAAGAAGGAGAUGACCAGCGGAAAUUUCGAACGCUGCCAGAGUGACGAUUUCCUGUGUUUUGCAUAUUGUUUUGCACAACAAUUUUUUCGUGAGCACUAUUUGGUUGUGUUGCGACGUGACAUUUUUGGUCCCGAAAGAUCUGGUGUCUGGAAUCUGGCCCAUUCCUCAAAGAAUCUGAACACACACUGUUACACUAUCAUCAUGGCACCUUGGCAAGGAGUGUUCUGGACACGGAAAAACGAAGACGACGCCAUCAUGGCAGCUUCGAGAGGCUCACUCAAUCCCUUCCCCCCUCCAAGCUAUUCCAUGAAUGCGGGGGUACCUCCACGAGGGGCGAUCGACGCAGCAGGGCCAGCAGACGAGACACCCACCAGUAACGGCACCCGCCAACGGCCCUCAAACCACGAGAACUUUGACCGACUCCUUAGGAUGCAGGAAGCUGCUACACCUCCCCCAAGCUCAGCCUCCCCAAUCAGCCCAAACACGUUCAUGAUGACUCCGACAAGUCUGACAGACGUCUCCCUGUCUCACUUAGAAGCUGGACCAGCAGACAUAGGGGACGCCCAAGAGUUUGACCGAGAGGCGCCGCGGUACCAGCAAGGAUCUAUGGUUGUUCGACCUCACAACGCGACGAAUUACAUCUCCCUAGUAAGGAUGUCCACAACCAACAGGCGGAUUUUCUCCUUCUUUGGCAACAGCACAUCCAUAAAAGACACUUUUUGCAUCGACCCUCAUUUGAAUAUUCCUGGCUCCGUGCUGGCAGCUGUGACGGGGGAGACAGGCGAAGCUGCGCGUCGUGCCGAUCGAAGGCGGAAGAAUGUCAAGUUGGAAAUUGAGAACGGCACCAUGGAUGUUGUUCUGCACCUUGUAGCUGAUAACGAUUCAAUCUCAUCGUAUCGAAGACGAAUGGCGUCGUCUGCGAAUUUGAAUGCGAGAUUGGCGGAGAAGCCGAAGCGCCAGACAAAGUUGAAUAUCAAAGUCACCACCAGGAAGAGCACGCGGUUCAAGGCUUACCCACUCAAAGCUCGCCUUCAUGCUCCUAACCCGCGCCCACCCAUCCAUCUGACUUGCACAACAAACUCUCCAGGGGAUCCAGGAAUUCCUAGCACCGCCUCCCCCGUGACCCUCUUCCUCCCGCGCAACUUCCGUGGUCCUCUUAGACUACGAAUCACUGCGGGCAACAUCGACCGCCACCUCUACCUUUCCCCAAGCGUGUUGAGCGCGGCAGUACCACUAGACGAGGACGCCAUAAACCGAGGAUACUUCAUUGGGCCGUUGCAUGAGGAUGGGGAAGUGGAGGAGGAUGAUAAUGAGCUACGUUCCGGGAAUCUGAACGAUUGGAAAGGGGAUCGGGUGGAGAUCAAUGUGGAGGAUGGCAAUGUGCGAAUACUCUAUGAAGAUGAGCAGUUGGGCUGGUUUGAGAAUCUGAAAAGUAAUGGGUGGAUGUGGCCGAGGGAAUGGAGCUGAAUAUAGAAUGAGGAAGGCGGACAAAAUGAUUCUUGGCGGAGGUCGACUAUGGACAUUACAUUACACAGCAUUCAACGG